Messenger RNA from Orussus abietinus, 1092 nucleotides. RefSeq lists its product as uncharacterized. Bases 657 to 1028 code for a protein of 123 amino acids. The transcript has 2 exons. NCBI's taxonomy places the organism in Eukaryota, Metazoa, Arthropoda, Insecta, Hymenoptera, Orussidae. The record is from RefSeq and is a predicted model, not a curated record.
CGACGCGACGGAGGCGCCGCGACUGUGCGCGCGGGUAAGAAAGAGACGGCCGGCAUCGUGUCAGGAGGUGGUCAGUCGUUUUGUGUCUGCGUCCCGUCUAAAUAUACGCAAACGCGAUGCGACGUGCCGUGCUCGACUUUGUAGAAAUCUAUUCGUCGCUCUCACUCCGGUCGGACCGAAAGCACCGGAGAAAGAGAGGGAACGCGCAGGAUGGAUCUCUUGUCCGAGGUGGGACGAGUCGAUCGAACGAACGCCCUCGGGACGGAAGAAACGGAAGAAACGGAAGGAAACCAAGUUCGACGUGGCUUUUGCUGCGCUUAGGAUAGUGGCGUAGCGUCGACGCGAAGGGCACCCUUUCCGCUUCGCGGAAAACUACGUCCCCAAAUUUAUCAUCGGCUUUUUCGCGGUAUACGUUGAACGGCACUUUACGCGAUCGGCCAUUGAACGUUACUACAUUGUACAUAAGCAGUAAACUAAACGCUGUAUCAGGAAAUAUAGAGUUCAAAAAGAGAUUCAAGCGACACGGUUUGCCCGAUGAAAUAGUCACACGGAAUUAAUGCGGAUAGAAUUUGCAGCUGUCGAAAAUGAUUUGAGGUCUAGCAGCUGAGCAAACAACAUUGUUCAUUAAUGUUGCGUCGUUUGUGUCUCUGCUCGUUAUGGAACGUUUCCAAUGUCGCCUCGGUGCGAGCUUCUUGCCGACACAAAUGCCUUCCGAAGCGCAAACGAGGAAUUGCUUGCAAACAAUUGUUCUCGUUGGUUCUUCUUCCAACGGAUUCGAAUCCGUUGCGAACGACGAAGAUCAUUGGUCGGCGAUGGGAAGCAUCGAUAAUAAUGCAUUACUGAUUCCAGCCCGAAUAUUACGUGUACGGGUCAUCGAAGAAGAAUCGACUGUCAUCACCAACAAGGUCGGUCGCUUAACGAUUGCUGCUAAUCUCCCCGUUAUUGGACAUCGGCCGACGACAAUGGGAUCGAAGGUGGCAGCGAUUUUACGUCAUCGCAUGGUUUGGAUCGGGCACGUAGCGAGAUGAUCUAUACGGAGAACUUGGAGCAACUGGAAUUCUCUGUAUCUCGAGUUCAUCGCUUCAUCUUAUG